AUGGGAGCUCCAGGCUACUACUUCCGAGAUGGAGGUACAACACCAACAGACGAAAUCAAUCCCAAUUCAGAGUUUCGAGCACGUCUUACCAGAGCGACGAGGCCCCCAACAGCAAGCAGUCGAGGUCCUCUUGGUCAGGAAACAUCAACAUCGCAUAUCUUAGCUACACAAGGCAAUGUUAAAGGCGCUGUUCACGAGGCCGGUAAGGAAGAUCAUAUCACCAACUUGGGAUGGCAGAAGAAUGCUAAAGGAGUAGAUCAACUGGUCGCUGGACUAGACAAUGACGAUUUGUGGAUGCUCAUUAGGAGAUUCAACAAGCAAACCUUUCACGUCAAAGCGAUUCCUCAAGCACCACCAGGAGGUCUUGACCUCAAUAUUGCCGACGAGGAUGAAUUCUCCCCAAUAAAGCUCCGAGCCAAUAUCGAAAGACUAUAUAUGACUGUGAUUGUUGGUUUGGUUGCUGCUUUCAAACACGUCGUUCGUCUGCGCUCAUGGCGCGAGCCGAGGAGAACUGCCGGCUUCGCUGGUGUCUACGUUCUUGCGUGGGUACUCAAUUUGGUCCUGCCUACCCUUCUCACCACCAUCAUCGUCCUUAUCACAGUACCUGAGGCUCGAGAUUUCCUGUUUCCACCUGCGCCUAUCGCUCUGGUCAAUAGCAAAACCGGUGGAGUACAAACGCCUAAAGCUGGAGUAUUGGGCAGUCAUGACAGUGUUACUGGUGCACCAGAAAAGUACAAAGGCGAAGCCGUCGAGCAAGAAGCCUCGAACCUCGUCUCUAGUGUCGCUACCGUUGCUAUCUCUAGUGCUGCUGGUCGUCAUGACCAAGGCGAACCUGACCAUGAAAAGUCUGGAAGCAAGAAAUUAGACAAGCAUGCGCCAGAUCCAACCUCAAUGGCAACAAGUCUAGCAGAUGCCUCAUCUGCUGCUUCUGGUGGACAACCUGACGCGCAUAACGACAAGACGAAACAGCCCAUGGAGGAUGCUGUUUGGGCCAAAAUGAGGCCUGCGAUGCACAUCGUGGGAGAUAUUGCAGACGGCUGGGAACGUUUCGCCAAUGCUCUUUCGCCUGUCCCGCCAUUUGACGAGAAUAAACGCCUGCAACUUGGCGCCAUCUUUGCUCCCUUGCUGCUUCUUUCGUUGUUCCUCAAAGCUGCAUGGGUUGUGAGAGGUGGCUGGUUUAUUGGGGGUGCUAUCUUCUUUACAGACCCUCUCCAGCAGCGUGGUAUCGCCUUGUUGAACGAGAAGAUUCCAGACUGGCCAAAAUAUCUCGAACUCCGCAAUACUUUACUCAAAGGCGUACCUACGAAUGCACAGCUUACAAUCACUCUUCUACGUAUUGGCGAAGCUAAUCGUGCACCACUUAUCCCUCCACCUAGCUCCGCAGAGCCUCCACCGGAACAGCCAGCCGAACUCGAUAAACAGGCACUCACUGAAAAUGGACUUGAUGCAUCUCAUUCCGAGAUUGAGGAUGCCAUUACAGUUGACCGACCAUCUAGUGCAGAAGGUGGCUCGGCACACGCCAAUGACGCGGGUGCUACCCCAAAAAAGAAGUCUGGUAUUGGGGCGAAGAUUGUGUCUGCAUUCAAACACACUACUGGCGCAGGCAUAGAAACAAAACUCACCGCAGACAAUGCGCGUGCGGCUUUGGGGUCUACGCAUGCUAAGCAGAAACUCGGCAUCCUGCCUACUAAAGCUGAGAUGCAACGCAAGCCGAAGGAAGGACCUGUCGAGUUCAAAGGUCGCCACAAUGGUCGAAGAGGUGCAGUCUAUGUCGACAGUUCUAUUUCACCUGCCACUGCCGAUGGUCAUCCAGAAUCGCCGUGCGUGUAUUUUUCUACCGAUCUAGAUGGUGACGAGAUUGUUGAAUCUAUUUCACCGAAGAAUCUAAAGUGGGCUGUGCCUAUCAAGGACAUCAAAGAGAUCAAGAAAAUAGGUGGCUUAGGUUGGAAAGCGCGCAUCAUCGUUGGUUGGGCCACAGAUAGAGAGAUCAAAGACAGUAUCGUUAUUACUGACAAGUACGGGAAGGAGUACAAAGCCACGGCACUGGCUGAGCGAGACGAGCUGUUCAAUCGGCUUCUGGCUAUGGGCCAGCAAGUCUGGGAAGCAUACUAA
Messenger RNA from Lithohypha guttulata, 2112 nucleotides. RefSeq lists its product as uncharacterized. The coding region runs from base 1 to 2112 and encodes 703 amino acids. The record is from RefSeq and is a predicted model, not a curated record. The transcript has 2 exons. Lineage: Eukaryota; Fungi; Ascomycota; Eurotiomycetes; Chaetothyriales; Trichomeriaceae.